CGCGCAGCGGCGGCGCCGGGGCGGGCGCGCGUCCGCGGCGGUGAUGGCGGUGCGUGAACGCGCGGCGGCAGCAAUGGCCGCUCUGGAGCGGCGGGUGCCGAGUCUCGAUGACUUCGCGGGACAGAGCUGGAGCUCGUGGGUGGAGCGGGCCGAGCUGCCCGCAGCCGACGGGGCUGAGUUGGAGGAGAGUAACAAAAACCUGAAGAAGUUGGAUGCCAUGACCCUCAUUAAAGAAGACAUGUCCAUCUUCGGGCACUGCCCUGCCCAUGACGACUUCUAUUUGGUUGUAUGUAACCAUUGCAGCCAAGUGGUGAAGCCUCAAGCUUUCCAGAAGCACUGCGAAAGAAGACAUGGGCCGCUCAGCAAGCUUUACGCCCGGGCCCCACCCCCACCUCCAGCCCCUGCCAGCUCUCAGAAAUGCCAUGUAGUGAACGGUCAGGGCCCAGCUUGUAGGGCCCCAGGUUCCAGCAAAACCUCCUCCAGGGAGAAGGGCCAGGGGUCCCGGAGCCGUGGCCACCAGCCUCCAGAGAAGACCCAGAAGGACAACCUCUGCCUUUUCGUGCCUGUGGUGAAUCUGGAAAAGAUGUCCAGUCUCCCGAAGCCUGAUGGACACGGAAUCAGGGUGGCUCCGCCCUCUGCUUUCCUCAGCCAGCCGGCUGGCCUCACCAAGGACUCCCCUGGAAAAAACCCCAUGGCAUCCCCUUCUAAAGAACUUCCUGGCAGAGGGAGCAUCGAGAUAACCCCCAGCGAGGGCUCCAGUCACCGGGCUGAAGGCAGCCCGUCUGAAAAGGAGCCUGGUGGGGCCAGGCUGCCCCCUAAAACCCACCGGAAGAUGGCUCGGAAGGAGUGCGACCUCAACAGGCAGUGUGGGGUAAUAAAUCCAGAGACCAAAAAGAUCUGUACCCGCCUGCUGACCUGCAAGAUCCACUCCGUGCACCAGCGCAGGGAAGUCCAGGGCCGAGCCAAGGACUUUGAUGUGCUGGUGGCAGAGCUGAAGGCCAACUCCCGCAAAGGGGAGUCUCCCAAGGAGAAGAGCCCAGGGCGCAAGGAGGCAGCUCUUGAGCGCCCCUCCCAGGAGCCCCCCUCCUCAGUCCAGGUUGUGGCAGCAGUGGCUGCUCCCAGCAGCACCUUCUCUGCUCGUGCCAAGCAGACCUACCCAUACUGUGCACUGCCCAGGUCCCGGGCCUCCUCUGAGAGUGAGUUGGAUGAUGAAGGCCCUUGUGGUGGUGAUGGGGACCCAGGCCUGUUCCCCUUCCCCCUGCCCCGGGGUGGUGCCCAGGCCUCCAGCGAGGAGAGUGAGGAGGAGGGGACAUCUGAUGACCUCCACCUACCCACUGACUGCCAUUAUGCAACCCGGCCCCCUCGGCCGCAGGCGUUCUGCACCUUUGGGAGCCGGCUGGUGAGUCCAGGAUGCUACGUGUUUAGCCGCCGGCUGGACCGGUUCUGCUCGGCACUGAGCUCUAUGCUGGAACGGCACCUCAGCUCACACAUGUGGAAGAAGAUCCCCCCGGCAGCUGAGCCUCCAUCCCACCUUGUCAGCUCCCCGCCAUCUGCUCCCCUGAGCCCAUCCUCUACGGGCAGCUGCCCCCGCCUUCCAGGCCCACCCCCCAGACCUGCCUGCCCAGCCUCCACGCCCCCCACCAAGGACAGCCUUGGCCCUGGCUACCCUGCAGGCUCCCCCAACGUGGCAGCCGCCUGCAGCCAGGCGGAGUGCAUGGGUGGGAGCCAGGCUAUCACCUCACCACUGCCUGCCAACACACCUUCCCCGUCCUUCAGCAAGCUCCCACCUUCCAAGGCCAGCAAGUCAUCCAAAGGCAAGGACGGGCUCGAGGUGGAGGCUCCUUCUCGAAAGCGAAAGUUAUCCCCUGGGCCCACCACUUUCAAACGGACCUGCGUCCUGGAGCCCACUGGAAAAGGCAAACCCUCUGGCUGCCGGGGCCUCUCGGCCAAGACUAAAACAGGCCUGGGCAUGGGGCUUAAUGGGACGGUGGAGCCAAGAGUGAAGCGGGCAGGGCCCCUGGACUGUCGGGGUUCCCCUCAUCAGCCCCCCACGCCAGUCAAGGCUUCUCAGCUGGACAACCAGGGAGCGGCUGGACACCCGGCCAAGGCCCUGCCGACCAACUGCCUCUCUGAGGAGGAGGUAGCCAAGAAGCGGAAAAACCUGGCCACUUACUGCCGGCCAGUGAAGGCCAAGCACUGCCAGGCUGGUGCCCCUGCCGACGCGGCCUGCUCUGUGCGCCGCAAGAAGCCGGGUCCAGCCCUGGCCUUUGAGGAGAAGUGUUCUACACUGAAGUCAAAAGCCCAUUAACAAGAAAGUGCCUGCCCACUGCGAUGGAGCCGCCAGCACCUCCUCCCCUCCAGAUCCGGGCCCCAGGCUGCUGCCGCUUUUUAUAACUUUAUAUUAUUUUUUUUAAGAAAAAAAACUCUUUAAAAUACCUCAAGACUGUCUCCCUGUUCUGUUGCUGCUAAGAAAAUAUAAAAACAGAAACGUAGAAAAGGAAGGAAA
Aethalodelphis obliquidens (Pacific white-sided dolphin) is the source of this 2506-nucleotide messenger RNA. It is a transcript of the gene ATXN7L2, whose product is annotated as ataxin 7 like 2. NCBI's taxonomy places the organism in Eukaryota, Metazoa, Chordata, Mammalia, Artiodactyla, Delphinidae. The record is from RefSeq and is a predicted model, not a curated record. The transcript has 11 exons. The coding region runs from base 44 to 2308 and encodes 754 amino acids.